AUGGUCGACUACGACUUCCCCAAACCGCCACGCUCGCUCGCCAACAAAGUCGCCAUCAUCACCGGCGCGGGCGCCCACGGCGACGGUAUAGGCAACGCGCGGGCCAGCGCCAUCUUACUGGCGGACGAAGGCUGCACCGUCGUCUGCGUGGACCGGGCGCUGGACUUGGCGCAGCGCACCGUCGAGAUGAUCCGCGCCGAGGGCAAAUCUGAGGCUAUCGCCCUGGAAGCCGACGUGACGGUCGAAGCGGACUGCAAGCGGAUCGUCGACACGACCAUGGCCAACUUCGGCAGGCUGGAUAUUUUGUUCAAUUGCGUGGGCAUCGGCGGCGCCACGGGGACGGCGGCGGACGUCGACAUGGCCGCGUGGGCGAGCAGCAUGACGGUCAACGUGGCCAGCAUGGUGAUGAUGGCCAAGUACGCGAUCCCGGAGAUGGUCAAGAACGAGGACGAGUGGGGGUAUCGCGGCGCGAUCAUCAACAUGGGCAGCGUGGCGGGGAUCAAGGGCGGGACGCCGCACCUGCUGUACCCGACGAGUAAAGGCGCGGUGGUCAAUAUGACGAGGGCCAUGGCCGUGCAUCAUGCGGCGCAGGGGAUAAGGGUGAAUUGUGUGUGUCCUGGGAUGGUUUACACGCCCAUGAUGUACGCGGGGGGUAUGUCCGAGGAGGCGCGCGAGGCGAGGAAGAAUCGCAGUCUGCUCAAGACCGAGGGCAAUGGGUGGGAUGUCGGCUGUGCUGUGAGAUUUCUGGCCUCUCCAGAAAGCAGGUGGAUUACGGGUUUGAUCUUGCCGGUCGACGCUGGGGUCACGGCCGCGGUAGGGACGGACAUACCUAGGUCGGCGAGCGUCAACCCUUGA
Molecule: messenger RNA, 855 nt
Organism: Cladophialophora yegresii CBS 114405
Lineage: Eukaryota; Fungi; Ascomycota; Eurotiomycetes; Chaetothyriales; Herpotrichiellaceae
Exons: 1
Coding region: 1-855 (284 amino acids)
Molecular function (GO): oxidoreductase activity
Source: RefSeq, a predicted model, not a curated record